Molecule: messenger RNA, 2462 nt
Organism: Drosophila nasuta
Lineage: Eukaryota; Metazoa; Arthropoda; Insecta; Diptera; Drosophilidae
Product: mucin-4-like
Exons: 5
Coding region: 185-2188 (667 amino acids)
Source: RefSeq, a predicted model, not a curated record
UUGGACUUUUGUCAAUAGAAUAUGAAAAUAUCGAGUUGGCAAUGACAUAACUUUAUUAUGUCUACACUAAAUAUACGUGGAUGUCUUAUUAACUUAUGACAGUCCGCAACAAAAUUGCAGUGAAUGUAGGCUUUAAAAGGAUUUAAGCAGGUGAUCGAUUCGAUCAGGACCCCGAGGGAACAGCAUGCAUUCCGACUAUAUCUAUAGAGGGUAUAGGAAGGCUCGUCGAAACUUCUCGCUAAAAACCUAUUUCUUGCUGCUUUUAUGGUGGAUUUUGGCUGCGGGACAGUGGGUGAUGGUGUGUUUGGUUAAAGAGAUUCAAGAUGCAUUCCGGGAUCAUUACUACAUAAGUCUGGUGGCCUUCUUUUUAUCAAUUUUUAUUUUUGCUCUGUUCCUGUUCAUCGAGAGGCUGCGCUACAAUGCAGUUCUGUCCAUCAUAAUUUCAUUUCUUAUUGUAGAGUUGCAAAUUGUUGCCCUCUUCAUGCUCGUCUCUCGUUCUUAUUGGGGAGAAAUGCUUCUGUACUUCGGGAUCUGUGUAGUAGCAAUAUUUAUCUUUGUGAUCAUCGGAUUGAUUGUACCAAGACAGAUCGAUUGCACGCUCCAUAUAGCUUUACUUUUUAUACUCGCCUUUCUCUUUCUUCUUAUCACCGUCUUCUUUCUUAUGCAUCAACUACUGGUCCCAGAGAUGUGGAAAGACAUUAAAAAACAUGGCUUUUAUCUGAUUCAAAUUCCAAUUACAAUCACCAUACUAUUAUUUGUCAUGUAUCAUGCUCAAACCAUUAAUGGAAGCCGAUUUGCGGAGAUGCGACUUAAUGAUUUCUUGCUGGCAUCACUAAUUCUCUUCCAUGAUUUUCUUAUCAUUUAUUGGCUGACAUUCUACUGGCAAUUCAACAAUAAACCUUUGACACCUGACAAUAUCCUAAGAACUACCACAGCAUCAGAUGAUGAAGAAAAGUAUUAUGACGAAGGUUAUACAGAAAGUCCUGUUGGUACAGAGGAUACCAGUGAAGCUGAUCUUGUUACAACGGACGAUUAUAUCGAUGAUACAUCUUCCGAUGAAACUGACGAUAUUUUGAGUUCAGCAUCAGUAAUGUCUUCUGAUGACGAGUAUUAUUACAGUAGUGAAACUUCUUCGGCAACAACAGACGAUUAUGCUGACUAUAGUUCUGAUGCAUCUUCUGAUGAUGCUAGCGCUGAAGAUUAUAGUGAGGUUUCUAUUGUAACAACAGACGAUUCUGAAGCUAAUAUUACGGGAUCAUUUUCUGGUGCUGCAACUUCUAGUGUCGAUUCUAGUGAGGCUUCAGUGACAACAUUAGUCAAUUCGAGUGCCGAAAUUACAGGAUCGUUUUCUGAAGCUGCAACGUUUUCUAGUAUCGAGGCACCUGUGGCAACAUCUAUCGAUUCUAGUGUGGCAAUUACGGAAUCUUCUGCUGCAACUGCAAUAUCUUCUGAAGGCGAUCCGACUGAGGAUUCUGUGACAACAGCAGUCGACUCUAGUGCUGCAAUGACGAAAUCUUCUGCUGCAACUAAAACGUCAUCUGAUAAUAUUUCUACUCAGGUUACUGUAGCAACAACCGUCGAUUCUAGUGCUGCAAUAACGGAAUCUUCUACUCUAACUGCAAUGUCUUCUGAUAGCUAUUCCACUGAGCCUUCUGUGGUCACAACAGUUGACUCAAGUACAGCAAUUAUGGAAUCUUCUGAGGAAACUGAAAAGUCUUCUGAUGACGAUCCCACUAAGGAUUCUGUGACAACAGCAGUCGACUCUAGUGCUGCAAUUACGGAAUAUUCUUCUACAACUCCAACGUCCUCUGAUGAUGUUUCUGGUGAUGAUGAUGUUUCUGGUGAUGAUGAUGUUUCUGGUGAUGAUGAUGUUUCUGUGGCAACAACAUUUGACUCUAGUGCUGCAAUUACGGAAUCUUCUGCUGCAACUGUAAUGUCAACUGAUGACAAUUCUACUGAGACUUCUACCACUACAACAGAAGAAACCACCACAGAUUAUUAUGAUGAUUAUUAUGACGAUACUAUUAUCGAUGCUGAAACUGAAGUUCCUCCUACUGAAAUAACUUUUGGUAAUGGGAAUAGUGAGGCUACUAAGGGAAGAACUCGAACUAGAAGAACUCGAAGAACUCGAAGAACAAGAAGUACUCGUUCAGGUAUUACCAUUUCCAGAUCUUUUGGUACAGAAUAAUGUCUUCUAAUGACGAUAUCACAAACCAUCAUAUUCAACAUAAUUGAAACUGCAGUUUUCAGGCAAAAACUAUAAAUGGCGGGAAAUUCGCGGAGAUGCAUUCAAAUGAUUUUUCCUUUGGAUCAUUGCUUCUUUUCCCCGAUUUUUCCAUCAUUUAUUGUCUAUAUUUCUAGCGUCAACUCAUAUCUAAAUUAAGAAAAUAUUGAGAGCAUUUUAUCCACUAAUAAACUUGAUAAAAAAGGUUGCGUUUAUUAUUCAACCAUCAUCAAAGCAA